Molecule: messenger RNA, 2743 nt
Organism: Ambispora gerdemannii
Lineage: Eukaryota; Fungi; Glomeromycota; Glomeromycetes; Archaeosporales; Ambisporaceae
Source: the annotation of a GenBank genome assembly
GGAAACUAACCAACUCCAAUUUGCCCCAGUUUCCGGAGAACCUCCACAAGAACCAGUUAUUUCUAAAAAAUCAGGUCAUGUAUUCGAGAAAGAUUUAAUUCUUAAGUAUAUCGCUGCAAAUGGCAAAGACCCAGUUACAGGGGAAGAAAUCACCGAAGAGGAUUUGUUGGAGCUUAAAAUAGGUCCGAAGACAGUCAAACCUCGCCCGGCUACUUUAACAUCAAUUCCUUCCUUACUAUCUACUUUCCAGAAAGAAUGGGACAGUUUGAUGCUGGAAACUUAUACCAUCAAACAACAAAAUCAACAAUUACGACAAGAGUUAAGUCAUGCUUUAUAUAUGCAUGAUGCUGCUUGUCGAGUAAUUGCACGAUUAAUAAAAGAGCGCGAUGCUGCACGAGAAGAGCUGGCAAAUGUACAGACUCAUAUUGGUGUGUCUCCUCUAACGGAUGCCGCUGCCCCAGAACCUCAACCAAUGGAAAUAGAAAACGAAGGGGCAAAAGGCAUCAGUGAAAAGGUCAUUGAAAAACUAGAUGAAACCAGUAAAGAACUAUCAAAAGGCCGCAAAAAGAGGAAACCACCACAAAAUCUUACCGGCCUUGAUGAAAUAAGAAAUUUCACACAAAUUUUUCAAAUACCUUCCCUCCACAAAACUACUCGUCCGGGUAUCAAUUGCUUGGAUCUCGAUACUACCGAGCAAUUUGUUUUGACUGGUGGCAAUGAUAAGAUUGUGCAUGUUUAUCAUAAAGAAGAAAACAAAGUCGUGGAUUCGUUAAAAGGGCAUACGAAGAAAAUUACAGAUGUCAUGUGGCAUGGUAGAGAAUCGGGAGAUCUUGAUAUCGUGUUUUCUGCUAGUGCUGAUAAAACUGUAAAGAUAUGGCGACCUUCUGAUAAUGGGUAUUCCGAGAGUAAGAGUAUAAAUGUUCACACUCACGAGGUAACAGGAAUUGCGAUGCAUGCCACAAGAGACUAUUUUGUGUCUGUGUCACUUGAUUCAUCUUGGGCUUUUCAUGACAUUGAAACUGGAAAUAACUUAAUCAAAGUUGAAAGUAACGACGUACAAAAAGGCUAUUCUGCUGUUGAGUUUCAUCCUGACGGACUUAUCCUGGGAACUGGUACAAAAGAUUCUGUAGUUCGGAUUUGGGAUAUAAAGAGUCAAUCAAAUGUUGCCUCGUUCCAUGGUCACUCUGGUCGUAUCACAUCAUUAUCGUUCUCUGAGAAUGGCUAUCACCUUGUCACUGCCUCAGAGGAUAAUCUUGUCAAAUUGUGGGAUUUACGAAAGCUCAAUAAUUUCAAAACCAUUACUUUACCUGAUACGGUGAAAUCAAUCAAUAAAGUUAUUUGGGAUUUUAGUGGUCAAUAUUUGGCCGUCGGUAGCACGGAUCUUAGAAUAUUCCAAGCGAAAACGUGGAAUGAACUUGCGGUUAUCACUGGAACCCCCGGUGAAAUUUUUGAUCUAAAGUUUGGCGGAUUAGCAAAAUUCAUUAUGAUUGGUGGAUCGGAUCGUAGCCUACGAGUCUAUGUUAUCGACUUUUACUUGAUUAAACGAUACUUUAGAGAAAAUGCCACCAAAAAGCGAAAAUCAUUGUUACCUAGACUCUCUUUGAAACUUGAUUUAGAUGAGAAACCGCCUUUAAUAAUUGGAUUUUUUCAUCCUUACUGUAAUGCUGGAGGUGGAGGAGAAAGGGUGUUGUGGACCACAAUAUAUAACAUACAACAACAAGAACGAUAUAAAAAUGUGGCGUGUAUAGUGUACACUGGUGAUACUGAUGUUACGAAAUCUGAAAUAUUAGAUAAAGUUAAAUUACGUUUUAAUAUUUCAUUAAAUCCGGAUGCUUUAGCCUUCGUAUAUUUAUAUAAAAGGCAUUGGAUUGAGGAUAGUAGAUAUCCCCGAUUUACUUUACUUUGCCAAAGCAUCGCCUCAAUUUUUUUGUGCUGGGAAGCGCUAACUAAUCUCGUGCCCGAUAUUUUUUUUGAUACGAUGGGUUACGCGUUCACUUAUCCACUCGUGAAACUGAUCGGAGGGAUUAAAGUUGCCGCGUAUGUACAUUACCCUACUAUAAGUUCAGACAUGCUCAAAAAAGUACAAGAACGACGUCCAGCAUUCAACAAUAAUCAACGAAUAACAAGUAGUAUUGUAUUCAGUUACGGGAAGUUAAUAUACUAUUACGCAUUCGCAUAUCUCUAUGGCUUAUCAGGUGGCCUAUUCACAGAUAUAGUAAUGGUAAAUUCAAGCUGGACCAAAAAUCACAUUGAUCAAAUAUGGAGAAUUGAUAGUCGUGUUGUGUAUCCACCAUGUGAUACUGAUGAAUUGGUAGCAAGGAUAAAAUUCGAGAAUGAAGAGUUGGCACGUGAACGCGUUGUUGAAAAUGUCCUUUUUGAAAUUAAUGCGCCAUUUUCAAAAUUGGUGGAUUGGCUUUCUUGUGGGCUGAUUGGGAUACAUACAAUGUGGAAUGAACAUUUUGGGAUUGGAGUGGUAGAAUAUAUGGCCGCUGGCCUCAUAACCAUCGCUCAUAAUUCAGGGGGACCAAAAAUGGACAUUGUAGUAGACCACAAUGGAUCCAAAACAGGAUUUCUCGCAACAGAUCCACAAACAUAUGCUGACGCACUUUACACAAUCUUCACACUAUCACAAAACGAGUACAACACUAUACGCGUAAAUGCCAGAAAUCAUGUGGUUAACAAGUUUUCCGUGAAUAUGUUUGAUGAGAAUGUUUCUGAUUUGUUGAGAGAAUUGCUAGUGUAG